Messenger RNA from Malania oleifera, 2629 nucleotides. RefSeq lists its product as uncharacterized. The transcript has 8 exons. The record is from RefSeq and is a predicted model, not a curated record. NCBI's taxonomy places the organism in Eukaryota, Viridiplantae, Streptophyta, Magnoliopsida, Santalales, Ximeniaceae. Bases 119 to 2437 code for a protein of 772 amino acids.
GUGCCAGAAGCAAUACAACCCACCAUUGACGCUCCCAAUUCCCAUCACCACCCCCCCCUCCCCCCCCCCGCUUUCCUCAAACCCUACCGCUCUCCUUCCCUCUCUGUCUGGACCAAAAAUGGCGGAAACUCAGUCUUCGCCGACGAACUCCGUUGCCGACGACGAGUACUAUGAGAAGAUCGAAGCCCCAAAGUUCGUCGACUUCAAAAGCCCUGACUAUCGGCGUCGCCCCAACGACCGCUACUGGUUCUGCUCGCGCGUCGGAUGUGACCAAAAGCAUGAAGAGGAAAUGGACCCUGAGGAGAUAUACAAAAAUUUUGUUCACAGGGUUAUGGCAGCAAGGAGUCCCAAUGUACGGCUUCAGAAAUUGCAAAAUAGGAAAUGCCCACUCUCGGCCCCUGCAAAACCAUCAAAGCCUAGAUUGGCACUGAUUUCUUCAAUUUCCCAUAAGAUAGCCACUGCAAAAUCAACACACUUUCCUAAAGCCAGUUCAACCCCAAAAGCUAAAGCCAUAGCAAAGCAAUCAGAUGGUGCUGCUAAGGCUUUGACUACUCCAAGGAACAAAAAGUGCCUCCCUAGUCCAGAUCCUUUCCGUAGUGUUCGGAACCCAAAAGCAAUAAAUGCUACUGGUGUGACUAAGAAUACAGUAGUGGCAAAGACCCUGGUAUUUCACUCUCCCAAGAAAGUUGUGAGGACUAAAGUUUCCCAAGAAUUGAAAGCCCCCAUAUCCAAGUUAUGUGAAGGGAUCAAGAGGCUUGAGAUAUCCAACCAAAACCAAAGCAAGUGUGUGUUGGGUUGUUCCAAAAAAAAGGCAACUUCAAGAGACAUCAAACGCAAUUACAGCAAGCCGUGGACUGUAGAGGCUUCAAGGAGAAAACGGGGUUCAUCUCAAAAGGUCAAAGCCAAUGCCUCAUCUAAAAAUUGCAAGAAAAAAGAAGCCAAAGACUUGCAGGGAUUCCAUGGUUCCGUUCCUUGUGAAACAGUUGGAAAUGAUUCCAGUGAUAUGGAGAUUGAUGAGAAAUCAAAAAAUGACUCUCUGGAAGUUCAGUUUCUAUCAAAUAACUCGAGGAGUAAUAAAGGUUAUGAACUGUGCCCAGGAACUGUGCAAGCAGGAAAUUGUAGAUCUAAAAACUGUAACCAAGAAAUCGGUGGUUCUACAUUAGAAAGGUUGCCAAUGAAUGAGAAUUCAGCAGCAGCAUUGUCAGCUUCUACCCCGAGGGCCAACACAAGUUCCCCUCCAGAGUCCCAGCAGGGGAAUCCAGAGGAUGAAGGCAAUCUGAAAUUGCAAACUUUUUGUGAAGAAAGUGAUAAGGGGGAGGAAGCAAGUGAAUGCAGAGGGAAAAUAGAGUUGUCUGGCAGGGAGGUUUCUAAAGGAGGAGUAGCUCAUGACAAAUCAACAAUUAAGAGUGGUGGCAAAGAAAAUGCUUCAGCAUAUCAUGACAAAUCAACAAUUAAGAGUGGUGGCAAAGAAAAUACUUCAGCAUCUGAUGAAGACAAUGACAUCCAAGUCAUGGAGAGUGAUGACAAAGAAAAUGCUUCAGCAUCUGAUGAUAAAGAAAAUGACACCCAAGUCAUGGAGAGUGAUGACAAAGAAAAUGCUUCAGCAUCUGAUGAUAAAGAAAAUGACGCCCAAGUCAUGGAGAAUGAUGACAAGGAAAAUGCAUCGACAACUGAUGAUGAUGAUAACAGGGACUCGAAUCUUAACUAUGAUGGUCAAUGUGGAAGAAAAGUUAUUGGGAGGCAGGAUAGUAGUGAAAACACCCAAAAGGUCCCUCGAAAGCCAGAUAGAGCAUUCAAAGGGAGCUUGACUUCUGCAGCCGCUGUUGCGAAGUAUAAAAAACCAAAACCAACACCAAAACCAAAACCAACCAACCCGAAGCCAUUCAGACUACGAACUGAUGAAAGAGGGAUUCUUAAGGAAGCAAACCUGGAGAGGAGACUUCAAAAUGUUGAACGCCUGAAAGAAACUGCAGCAGUUUCCAGGUUUCCGACUGCCAAUUCUCAAAGAAGACAAAGGAAGGAGCUCCCGCAACAAGACAGAACUGAUAACAAGACUACAGAAGUUGUGGACCCAAAAGCAGGUGGAACAACUCCGCAAAGACAGAUUUUGAAUUCAUGUGAGAAAACCGAGACGUCAAAAUCUUCUACAGAACAGCCUUUCAGGCCCAAAGGAGUCCCUCCAACCAGUAAGACUAGGGUUGCCAUUGUAACUCCACCCUGUCGACUUAGUGUAAUCAAGGAAAGCCCAUCAACAAUUCUAGGAUCCAAGAGCACAGAGAAGCAAAAUGAAUGUGGUGCGGCCCAAGAAGCCAAAGCUUCCACUUCUGCUCCCCCCAGGCCUUCUUCAUGUGGAAGAACAGCAGCAAUAACCAUCCCAAAGGGACCAAAGUUUCAGAGUGUCCGUGUGCCGAAGAGCUGCACGAGGAAAUUGGCUUAAGUGAUGUUUCUGUUAUUAACUUCGUGGGUCAAUCGUGUAUUUCUUCAUGUUCAAUUGCUGCAUUGAAUUUUUCUGCUUUCUUGAGUUAUCGCAUGUUGUAACAUUAAAAAACAAACAGGAUACCAAAAUGAUCCAAAUUUUCUUUGAAUAUGUUUUUUUUUUUUUUUUUUAUCCUUUUGAACUUCUGUCUGC